CAUUGGUAACAUGAGUGACAGCGAUAAAAGGUGAGGAGGACGCCAAAAAAGUAAAUAUAUGAUAUCUGGCUGAAUACAGACGGUUCACUUUAUUAACACGUCUCUUUAGUUUUGUGAACUGGACCAUUCGGAGGAAAUCGUUUGAAACAUUAAAAGAAAAAUAUCUGGUUACAUAUCUUUGUUUACAUCCUGUGGCACGUGUUUUACUUUUUGUUGUUUUUGUUUUUGUCAAGUGACAGCAACGUUUUUCGUUCGUCGUCGACAUUGUCUUCAAUAAUAAUGCUAACGCUGUGUGAGGAUUCUACAAUUGGACUUUAAAAUGGGAUUCACCGCGUCCAGUGAAGGUUUUGUGGCGCUGCGUGUGUGCUUGCCUCGGUAAUUCAACCUCCCAAGCCAGCCUGGAUAGGACACGCACAAGGGACCUCAUGGAGUCUGUUGGGAAGUUUGAGUUCAGCAGGAAAGACCUGAUUGGUCACGGUGCCUUUGCGGUUGUGUUCAAAGGACGACAUAAGGAGAAACAUGAGUGGGAAGUGGCUGUCAAGUGCAUCAACAAGAAAAACCUGGCUAAAUCCCAUUCUCUACUUGGGAAAGAAAUCAAAAUAUUAAAGGAACUCAAGGAUGAGAAUAUAGUCAGACUACUAGACUAUCAGGAAAUAGGUGGUUGUGUGUAUCUCGUCAUGGAGUAUUGCAAUGGAGGUGACCUGGCUGAGUACCUUCAAUCUAAGGGGACGUUAAGCGAGGAUACAAUCCGAGUUUUCUUUCAGCAGAUUGCUCAGGCCAUGAAGGUUCUACAGAGCAAAGGCAUCCUGCACAGAGACCUGAAACCCCAGAACAUCUUGCUCUGCCACCCGAAGGGCAGGAGGUCCAGUUCCAUUAACACGAGCGUUAAGAUAGCUGAUUUUGGCUUUGCGCGUUAUCUUCAGACAAACACUAUGGCAGCAACACUGUGUGGCUCACCCAUGUACAUGGCCCCCGAGGUUAUCAUGUCCCACAGUUAUGAUGCCAAAGCUGAUCUGUGGAGCAUAGGCACCAUUAUCUACCAGUGUCUAACUGGGAAGGCACCAUUUCAUGCAAACACACCACAGGAGCUCCGCCUCUUCUAUGAAUGCAACAGGACCCUUGUACCAAGCAUCCCAAAGGAGACUUCAAGUAACCUCAGACAGCUACUGUUGGGACUUCUUCAGAGAAACCACAAGGAUAGGAUCAGCUUUGAUGAGUUUUUCUAUCAUCCUUUCCUGGAGACUAGCUCAGCCUCUAGAAAAUGCUCUCCAACACCGAUGCGCUUCUAUCCUAGUUCUGCCUCAGGGAGCUCUUCUAGCAGCUCCUCCACAUCCCAUCCAGCCUCUCCUCAGCUUUCCAAUGAAGAGAAAUAUCGCCAUCAGGCCAAAUUGAAAAACUCUCCUGUGUCAGACACCGUUGUCUUCCAUUCGAAAGAACUAACCAGAAGAGGAAGCAGGGACAGUUUGUCUUUUCCAGAAGACUAUGUUAUGGUACAUCCUGAGUCUCCCGGUGAGUACACGUGUGAGGAGGACAGUGCAUCGCCCAUUGAAAGUUGCCUGAUAUACACUGGGAGAAGCCCACCUAGAACAGAGAGAGAUCUUGAAUCAAUUGGCAGGACAUCUCCCUGCUCUCCUUUGCUUCAGUGUCACUCCAAGCCUCCUGGGAAGCCUGCUGUGUCUGACCGCAGCCAUUCAGAGCCUAUUCCAGUCCCAACUCAGAUCCAUAACUACCGGCGAAUGGAGCAGAAUCUGCAACCUUCAGGCUCACAAGACUCCACCAGGGGCCGACUCUGUUAUGCUGGCUCGAGUGAAUGUUCCUCACGACGCGGAUCUAAUGAUUCCUGUCCUGUCCCAUACUCCUCAAGUCCAACUAGCAGAGGGGCCCAGGCACCUCAGUCCUCGCCUCGUGUGGGAAGUACCCCAAGGACUUCAGAUCAGACUCUACCUAUUAGUACAAGAACUGGAUGGCCCAUGGAGUCCCCUGACAAGAUGGAGAGUCCCAGCAACAAGGAUAAUUCAUGCAGGACCAUGUCAGACGCGCAGAGUCCAACUCUUGCAACAGCUUCCCGCACCAACCAUGGCAAUAAAUCCUCCAACAAAAAUGGGCAAUUUAAAAGAUCACAGAACAUUGGCAGACUGUCUGGCAUUUUGCUUAAAGCUGCAUUUGGAGCUCAACUUCUUGAACCGAGAAGUAAUGAAAGUCUCUGCUAUGAAAAGACCAUGGAUAUCGCAGCACCACUUACUGGCUGUCACGCAGUACUUGCUUCAUCGGGGAGCUCACCAACUGCAGUCUUCUCCUUGGGUUCUCCUGCUAUUGGAAACACUCCUCCUGACACUAUGUUCCCAAGGAUGCUGUCAGGCUCACCCAACUGCAUUACCACAGCCUUGUUGCUCAACAGUCCCCUUCGUUAUCAAAGAAGCUGUAAAAGCAAUGAGACUGAAUCUAUGGAUGUUACUCCGCACUGCAGUUUGGCCUUUCAUCCUCCUGAGCUCCCCGAAGAUACAUUGAUGGAGCAGGUCCAUACAGAUGCCCUGGGUGACCUCCAGUUCAUAUUGGCUUUUGUGCACUGUAUCAUGGAAUUGGCUUCUUCGAAGGACCCGGUUCUGGAUGCCAUUAGCAGCCCCGAGGUUUCCUUUCUAGAACACAGUCUGUUGACAGACCAAAUCAGCCUCUUAAGUCGAGACUGGAGCUGUGCAGAACAGUUACUGUUGUAUAUGAAAGCAGUAGAGACUCUGUCCGCGGCUCUGCAUAAUGCCAAAGAAAAUAUUCAGCAAGGUCGACUGCUUCCUUCAUCCACAGUCAAACAAGUGAUCAAGAAGUUGAAUGAGUUGUACAAGAGCUGCAUUGCAUGCUGUCGCUCCAUGAGUGAUCGGCUGCAAACAUUUUUGACGGACAAGCAGAAGCUAAUGGAUCGCUUCAAUGGACUCACAGCAGAGAAGCUCAUCUAUUGCCACACUGUGCAGAUGGUACAAUCUGCAGCUUUAGAUGAGAUGUUCCAUUGUAAUAUAGAAGUAGUCCAGCGAUACCAUAAAGCUCUUCUGCUUCUGGAGGGUUUGUCCCGAUUCAUCACGGAGGAAAAGGACAUUGACAAUAUUGAACGAUGCAAGCAGUGUAUCGAACGACGCAUCUCUGCUCUGCAAACAUAGCAGUGCCAGUGUUGUAGUACUGCCUUCACAGAACCCGUGUUGUCAUUCCUCAUUCACCUCAUUGCAAUGUAGAGGAUAGAUUCUCCCGUUGACAUCCACGAGCACUUUUAUUUUUUUCAAGGGAAUGACCACUGGAGUGCCUGCUCCAAGCACACAGUCCAGCAUCUAAAAUCUUGACAUGUGCACACAAGACUGGACUUUCUUGAAUCUGAUCUUGAAGUGAGAAUUUGUAACAAUGAUUUGUUUGAUGAGACCGAUGCUACGCUCAUUACUUGUUACGUAUCUUUUGUUUAUGUGUGUUUUGCACAUAGAUUUGUCUGAUUUUAGGUCAUACUUGAAACUAAAGUUAUGAUUUGGGGUGUUUACUCUAAAGUUAACUGACAGACAGGAGUGGAAAAAUGCUGAAUGACCAACUAUUAUAACGGUGCCUUGUUCAAGUGGGAUUGUCACCUGAUGUGUCUGAUAACAUUUAGAACAAUUUUAAUUGAAAAUGAGAAUGAUACAUUGUUACUUUUAUUGUUAUGCAAGUGGUAAUGUUAUGUUUAGAUUUGGUGCAUGGCACAUAUUUUUGUAUGUGUAAAUUUUCAUUAGAGUUUGACUUUAUAGAUGUACGUACUGUGUAGAAAAAUACUUUGCUGAUAAGUUAAUGUAGUGGUGUAUGAUUCUUGUGCAAAACGUGUGAAGAAUAAAGACGCAUUUGAGUUGUUUUAUA
This is a messenger RNA of Syngnathus acus (greater pipefish), 3858 nucleotides long. It is a transcript of the gene ulk1a, whose product is annotated as unc-51 like autophagy activating kinase 1a. Gene Ontology annotation, cellular component: cytoplasm; autophagosome. The coding region runs from base 426 to 3146 and encodes 906 amino acids. Gene Ontology annotation, molecular function: ATP binding; protein serine/threonine kinase activity. Gene Ontology annotation, biological process: peptidyl-serine phosphorylation; positive regulation of autophagy; protein autophosphorylation. NCBI's taxonomy places the organism in Eukaryota, Metazoa, Chordata, Actinopteri, Syngnathiformes, Syngnathidae. The transcript has 27 exons. The record is from RefSeq and is a predicted model, not a curated record.